AUGCUCCGCUUCAACGCCAAGGAGGUCGAUCUGCCCGAGUUUACAAUCACCCCGGAACGACAGGCAGCUCUGCUCGCUGAGGCCGAAGCCGUGGUACAAAAUACACUCGAGUUGCGCAGCGCCUUUGCAGCAGGUGGCCGUCAACUGGACUCGACUUCAUGGAAGCUCGUCAAGACGAUGGAUGACGUCCGAGCUUACCGUUCGCGUCGAGCAUUGCAUGGACCAGUGGACCACGUGGAGUCGCGAACAGGGACGUCGGACAAGGGGUGUUCGUCCCCCACCUCGUCUCACUCGAGCUCGCAAAGGUCAGCACCGGAUCGAAGUGGCUGUCUCGGGUCGGCGACCUCCUCAGCUAGUGAGUACCAUAGCAACAAGUCGAAAAAGACGGCUCGUCCGCCGGCAGUCGUGAUCUCGGGCAGUAUUAACGGCACGGCCGACGAUGCCGCAUUGGGGAUGCUUGCUGACUCGGAGAUGAACGUCCGGAUACGGGAAGCGUACCUUGGAACGGAGCUCGAUGACGCCCGUCUCAUUGCGGUGCUAAGGCGACCAACGCCUGAACGGCCGCUGGAUUUCGUUGGCAUCAAGUGGGGUCUCCAGUCAUACGGCCGGUUUAGUCAAGCCCGUGACUUUCUCUUUCUUGAAGGCUCGGGGCUCACCCGAGAUGCCAAAGGCGCAUCGGUAGCUUUCGGGAUCCGUCAAUCAAUCGACUUGUCCGAUAUUGUGACCCUACCACGACCAGCUAACACUAUUCGAGGCUACAUGUCAGGGUGCCAGACGUUUGGCAAUACUACUCGGAUGAACGAAACGGGGCACCGCACCGUUGAGAUGUUCAGUCGAGCGUUCAUUGAGAUGGACGGGGCGCCUGUCAACAUGGCCGCAGCCGCGUAUGCGGAGAAGCUCAUGGCUCUUGUUGCUUGUAUGGAGUGUGCCAAUGCCCAUAAGCUCACGUACUUGAUGAGGAAAGCGACUCAUCAGAUAUCGCCCUGCACUAGCAGCGUCUUGGGUCGCAUGACGACCACCAACACGUGUGCCAACUGUACACGCAGUAUGAGUAAAUUCCGAACGCUCGUGCUGCACAAAGGAGGCGCGUGUCAGAUCUGUCGCCGUCUACUCUGUGGUCGAUGUUCUGUGAACAAGAAGAUCUGCAUUGGUCUAGGGGGUCAAGUGUUGCAGAAAUCCAUGCUCUUCUGUCUCGAGUGUUUGUUGGAAGCCAAAGCACUCUCUUCACACAAGGUGGCACUCGACAAGCUCCAUUGGUAA
This is a messenger RNA of Peronospora matthiolae, 1260 nucleotides long. The record is from the annotation of a GenBank genome assembly. NCBI's taxonomy places the organism in Eukaryota, Oomycota, Peronosporomycetes, Peronosporales, Peronosporaceae.